Molecule: messenger RNA, 753 nt
Organism: Morchella sextelata
Lineage: Eukaryota; Fungi; Ascomycota; Pezizomycetes; Pezizales; Morchellaceae
Exons: 1
Coding region: 1-753 (250 amino acids)
Source: RefSeq, a predicted model, not a curated record
AUGAAGUCCUUCAUUGCUAUCGCCCUCCUCUCCCUCGCUGCCUCCCUCUCCAGCGCCGCGCCCACCCCCGUGUGCAGCCCGCAGAGCACGGCAACCGUCGUCAAAACCGUGACGGUCGACGGCCCCAGCCCAACUUCCGGGGCGCCAACCCCCUUCGCAACGCCCACCGGCCCGCCAAUCACCCCCCCGCUCCCGCUCCAGGGCUACCAGCUUCCCGUGACGCUCCCCAACGGCGUCGUCGCCCUCGGCGCAUAUCUCCAGGUCUCCGUCGAGGCCGCGCAGCCCGACACCACAAUCUACGAGACGAAGCAGAUCGGCCCCGAUACCUACAUGGCGUUCGAGUUUAACUUGACCCACGCGGGAAAGAAGUGCCGCUUCCACUUUGCCUUCUCCGCAGGCGACGGCACGAACGGGUACGGGUCGCAGGAUGUCUAUGCGCUCACCAGCGGAGAGGUCACUGACGAGACUACGUACAAUAACAAGCCGGUCUCGAGCGCUACGAGGCUUGCGUCGUUCCUUCCGGGGCCGAAGGAUGAUCAGCAAGAGAGACUUCAGUUGGGCGACUCUUCGAACGGGGACUCGCUGCUUCUCACGGCUCAGAAGGAAGAUUUUGAUUGUCCUACCAAGCCCACCGGGUAUGAGGUUAGGGGCGCGGGCACGAUCAAGAGCAGCGCCAACUGGAGCUGGAAUCACGGGCUUAUCAUCGAGGUCUUGGAUGAGUCGAAGCCGUGGGCCGAUGGCCUGAAGUGGUAG